AGGUACCGUACAAUAGCAAGAGAGUCGUUACUGUAAUCUCAAAACCCAAACCAAAGAGAGAGAGCGAGACCCACCCGACCUCCGGCAAGCGAAUUGUCGACGCAAGCGCACGCACACGACACAGCAAACAAACCAAUCGCUGUGUUAAGAAGACCGCAAGGAGUAUCCUCUGCACUUGUUAGUCUACGCAAUCAAGUCGAAUACAAGUACUUCGUCCCGUACAUCGGCUCGACGGAUGAUGCUCAAACACAGCUGUAAAACAAUCAAGGUUCCACGAGAUUGGUGUCAUCCUUUCGUUCGAUAGUGCGGAUGCUGGUUGUCUUCAGCAAGCUAGCUAGCGGGAAACAAGAACAAAAUCCUGGGCAACGCGGGGUACGAGCACUCUGGAACAAACACAAACCAUGAGCGAGUUCUCCGACGUACGCAAACGCAUCGCCGCCAUCGAGGAGAAGCUUCGAGACGGUCCGAAGCCCGAAACGAUGGAGGAACAGCAGCAACAGGGGCAUGAGCAUGAGCACGAGCACGAGCAGGUGCAACUUUUCAAUACGGAGCUAGAGCCAGAGCCAGAACCACUAGCGAAGGACCGGAUCGAUGCGUCGCCAGAACCGAUCGACGACGAGCAAAACCAACAGCAGCAGAAGCAGCAGCAACACGAAACAGAAAACGAUACAGAACCACGAAGGAACCASAAACACGUUCCGUGGCAAUUGGAGUGGAAAAACCCCAGGUGGACUUCCUCGUCGCCUUUGGGCGAGCCGCAGACCAACGAAUCCGCCGACAAUGGUGAUGACUCCACCAUCGUGGGGCUAACGACGGCGCAGUUGGCGCCGGAAGAAACCUCCUAUAUCCUUCGGUACAGCCAGAAUUUGGAGGAAGAUUCCGACAGCCACGGUCCUCGAACCGAUUGUCACUAUUUGCUUUCGGUAACCCUGCUGGGCUGCUGUUCGUCGGCGUCAUCGACAGCCCCCGCGCUUGCCUCGGAGGUAUCGAUCGAGGUCCUGGAAGUUCCUUCCUCUGACAGCGAGGAAGGAGGAGCUACCGAUGGUGCAACUCCAACCACGAGCGUGCUUCGCUCCAAGCAAUUGCGGUGGCCCGAGAGCAUUUUCGACGAUGCCGGUGCGGCCACCACUUCGGUUUCUUCCCAUACAGAGUUCGACAGGGGAGCUGCCAAGAAGGCGAAACCACCCAAACCAAAGAAUUUCCUGGCGUCCGUGUUUUUGCCGCUCAUCGGAAUCGACGAGGAGGACGACCACGAGACCGCCGGUCACCCGCAGGGGCAGUGGCCACGGCCGAGUCCGACCAAUGGAAUCGUCUCCGCCGCGUUGUGCCGUCGUCCCCUCGACGACGGCCCGACCCAAAUGGCCACGAAGGACGUCGUGGAUCUGAUGAGUUUCGGGGGAAGCGGGGGCAUGGAUCCGAUCGGGGUUGCGGCGGGGGCUUCCGGCGGCGGAAACGAACGUACCGGCCUGCCCAUUGAGCGGGAACGCGAGGGAUCGUUAGACGAGCACGGAGCGGGUUCAUCGACCGAUGCCCAUGGUGUACAAGCUUCGACAGGCGGCGAAUUGUCGGUGGCGUGCGUUUCCAACAAAGGCGAGGUCUUUGUCUAUGACCCCAUCAAGCUGUUGCUCGGAGUCGAGGACGAUUCUCCGCUGUCGGACUCGAGACCGAACUYGAAUUCAUUAGAACGGGAAGCCAAGAGGGAUCUCGAAGAGGCGACCUCCUUCUUUUUCGGUCGGGAGCUCUUUCAAAACCUUCAGGAAUCCUGGAAGCCACUGGCGGAACCUUCGACCCGGAUCCACCUGAGUCUCUUUCAGCACGAUCGGCACCAACACCGUGAAGAAAAAACUAACAAAACCAAAACCACCACCACCAACAACGACAUCAGCACCACGAGUUCGCUGGGUUCCGAAGCCAAGAAUUCGCGUGACGACACAACAACGGAGCAUCUCUUGCACACUAACCAAGAACUUUCAGAUUUGGCGGCCCAAUCCGGUGUUGGUUCGKGUGCGGAUAGCACCAGUGAUGCUUCGUCGAGCGCCGUGUCGUCUGCUCUGGACACCGUCCGGACCCUGGCGUCGGAAUGGCAAUCCGGGAUCGACGACAACCUAUCGAUGCUUCCCUAUCUUUUGAAUCCCCUGGUUGAGCCGGCUACGCUAAGGGACCGGACMAUUUGCAACUCGCCGCUGGCCAUUCGUGUUGCGGGAUCUUCCUAUGUGGUUGUGAUCGGAAGCGGGCGGAAAUACGCCAGAAAGGACGCCGAAGACGGAUGCAAUCGUCGCGGGUUCACCAAACGCAGGAGCAGGCACCGCAGCAACAAAAGCAGCGAUUCUUGCAGCCAAACCCCAUCGGUGCCACCGAGGGAUCGGAGUGUUGACAACGACGAUGUUUCCUUGGAAGGUGCUGCCGAACGGUCGCUCUCUCAUAGCAUCGAACCAAAUUCUUCCGGAGCGGCGUCGAAACCAAAGGGAGGGCCAGAAACAGCAGAGCAAAGAAAAGACGCAGCGUCGCAAAGCCCAAUGACAGUGGGCUAUAGAGAGGACACUGAUCUACCGGGAAUUAGUGUCACUAACCUCCCAGAUGACGGGAAAAACAAGGCUUUCGACGGGGCCGAAACCGCUACAGAGGACGCGAUUGAAUCAUCUUCGGCGGAACAGGACGAACACAAACCAUACAAACCACCUUACGAAGCAACCAAUCCUUUCGCCGGAAUCGACAUCCAUUCCGAGAAAGCAGCAAAACCCUUCGAGAGCACGAAUCCCUUUUCGGAGAGUGAUGAGGAAGAUGCUUCGCCACCAAGAAGAAUCAAUCCCUUCGAUGACGACGUUGGCGACGCACAAGACUUUAAAAUGAGUCCGGGUCCAACUCCAUCGUGGCUGGACGAAUCAGAAUCUUGUGACAAGGAGGGAAUGUCAGCGUCAAAAGAAAGCGCAACCAACGCAAGCAUACCCGAAAACCCUAUGCCGUGGGAAGUUUCUUCGGAGAAGGAUAGUGGUGCCGAAAUUAACGUUGGUGAGACGGGAUCGUCCAUGUUUCGGUCGAUGGUCCCGAAGCAGAAUCUCAAAGAAGAAAGCAAGUUAGAAACAGAAACGAGCGAUCACGGAUCGCGCAAAAAUGAAGAUGAAAACAGCCAGCGGCAUUUCUUUGAUGGAUACGACGAGCAUCCUGGAGAGGACCAACGUCGAGAGCACGGAGGAUUCAUCACGUUUUUGACAACAUCGCGUUGGUCGGAGACUCGUACCCUGUUUGUGCCAUUUGUUCCUCUACGUGUCUCGCACAUUUCCAAGUGGAAUGACAUGGAGUUGUUGUGGGUGAUUGGUGAAUUCCAAUCCCUUCUCGUUCGAAUGGAUUCGACCGGACCUGUGCCCAUCUCGAUUAGAGAUGAUCUUAUUGUYAGAAGAGGGAACGAGGAGGCCGAUUUGUUGCAGGCAGCGACCGGCAGCAAUCUCACUGAAUUGGCCGGUGAUUUCGAAUUUGAAAACGAAUUGUUGCCCGUGUCAAUAAAAAAGUUUCAGAUUUUGCCGGUUGAUCAAGCUGUGACUAGUUCUAUUCCACCGCGUCUGCUUUGUGCCUCAAGCACUGGCAUCAAUCCUCCGUGUAUCUUGGAGCUCUACACCGAUCCGGGCAGCCAUUCCGAUCCACUGAAUUCCUUCCGGGACGGAUCGGAGGCUUUUCAACAGCCUUUGCAUCGAUCUCAUCACAAUCAACCCGCAUUAGUAUUGCUCAAGACUCUUGGCUACUUCACACCUCGGGGGACGGYUGUAUUGCGCCAUGCACCAUCACAUGUUGCGAAAAUCACAAUCAGUCAGAGCGAAAUGGCUUCGAAUGGGGAUAUGUCUUGCGUUGGAGAUCCAAUUAUUGACGAGGCAUCCAUAUGGGCUGAACAGGGCCAAGGGUGGUCGCUCCUUGGAACAAACCGAUGCAAAUAUUUUAUUUGCUGGGAAGGGUCCACUCUUUUACAAGGGGCAUAUGUAAAUGAAUUCAACAAUUGCAUGGAUCUAUCAGCGGCCAAAAAUAUAUCCUCUGCGGACAUUCUGCCUUUUUCUCUAACUCCGAAAGUUAGGGUGCAAGAUGUAGCAUCUUCAUAUUUCAUAAAUGGAAACGACGAGCAAGAGCAAGCGUUUAAGAAUCCUCAACGAUUUUCAUCGACCGCAUGUCAGAUGCAGGUGAUCGACGAAUUCCAACUAUAUCAAUCAAACGAAGCCGUAGGUGGACCAAUAGAUAGAGCGUUCUUCUCCAUGAAAGGGAGCAUUGGCAGAACGAAACAAUUAAGAAGAAGCACAAUCUCAUCGAGGCGGCAACACAGCGAACAUCUUUUACAGCAAUGUUCGAGUUGGACUCAACUUGAAGAAACAUUGGACGAUCGAAUAAGGCUUGAAAGACAAGGUAUGUACCAGAACGAUUGCCAUGCACUAUCUUUCUAGUUAUGCUCUCUUCUAACAUUUAUACCCUUAUGCUUCCGAUAAUCCUUCUACAGCACCAGUUCUAUGUCUCCGGAGAGGUACAGCAGGGUCUCCACAUAACGUGCUUUCGCUCCGUCAACUUGUUGUUGAUAAUGGUACAUCGUCCCCCUUUCAGCAAGUUCUCUCUUGGUUGGCGAAGAGAAAGAAUUUCUUUGUAGCAGCAGGAAUCGCGCUGGAUUUGUUACAAAGUGCAGAUUCUCUGUAUCACUUAUGGAAACAUGCAGAAAUGAUUAAUGAAGAGGACGAAGAGACGAAGCUGCUCGGUCUUUUAGAUGGGAUUUCCUCCGUUCGUUUACUGGACGACAACUAUAAAAAUACCAAUGAAUGCAAGCAUAGCGUCACCGCGACCCAUUUAUCGGAAAUGACUGUGGGGUGCUUCAUCAAAGGUGGAGUUUCUAUGGCUAACACACUUGUUCAAUUUCUUGAAACGAAUAAAUUGUACGAUCCUGCCCGGGUCUCAUUGAUGCUAUCUCUUACUACGAUCAAUUUGUUUUCAAACGAUUCUACGACCACCAGAUUUAGCGAUUCAAACCAAAAAGAAUUCAAUUUCGAUGAAUUGUUGUGGCCUGUAGAAUGCCUUCUAGCAAUAGGCACGGARCGAGAAUAUCUCCACGAGGUGCUGUCGCUAUUGAACGAUACAAUUCCCGAUGAACUCCGUCAUCGCCAACGUGAAGAACAAGAAGAAGGAAAGGAGCAGAUUGUCUGGACACCGAACAUGGCGCUGACCAAAAAGUUAAUCAAAAUGAUGCUAGAGGCAGAUCCCGUUGCCAUUGAUAUUUUGAUGAGUUUCGUUGACGAUCAAUCUCAAGUUCAUUUCUGGCAAUCGCUAGACCACAAUACUCGCUUGGCCUUGUCAUUGAUGGAAAUAGAAUCAUCUUUCCCGUUUUUGAGACAACCCGAAGUUAGAAGUUGGGCACGUGAAGAACUCGAUUUGUCCUUAAGAAACAAAUCGAAUCUUCCAACAAUCUGGCUCCAAGAACUUACUCUGGCGUGUUUGCGCAACGCCCACUGUGAUCUAGAUGGUCUUAAGAUUUCAAGGAGUACUGACGAAGACAAAGCUUUAAUGUCAUCUUCAGAUACCAUCAGCGAAAGAACACGCGUGAACGAUAAUCUCUGUUCCAAAUUGGCGACCUCGGAUACCGAAGAGACUUCUGGCUCGAGCCGUACUGAUGAUUUUGUCGAAACAAUGAAUUUUGAAAUCGAGAGGAUAAGAAAUUCUUUGCUUGCCUCGAAUGAGGCAAUGUGCAGUCUCGAUUUUGAUUUAGUGAUACCAACACUACUUUCGUUAGAGAAUCAUGGGUUCCACUGGCUACCAUCAACCUCAACAGCAAUUUUAGAAACUCCGUCAUCGAAACUAGAAUCCUCCACGUGCACCACUGUGAUGAACAAAGAUAUAUUUACUUCCACACAGGCCCUCAUGAAUGCCGCUUGUUAUCUUGCAGGACGAGCCUCGGUGUCUGGAAGUAGGGCGGCCUGGACUUCGCAUGUGGAUUCGGUUGAUCUCAAUUCUGGCAACGAACCGUUUUUAUUUGCAGCAUUCGAUAGCAAGUCCGCGAUGAAGCAAUGCUUCAUUGCAAAUAACAUAGUUGCUGGUGCCUACUUGGUGGGCGGAACCAACGGUUUCAUUCUUCAUAUCUGUGAUGUCCUGAACCGGAGAACCGGAAUAUCCAUUCCCGAUGCAGAAUCCUACCUUGUCAGUGAUCGAUUAGACUUGCAGCUUCUUGAGGAGUCUAGAAUAGACGACAUCGCUGACAAAAAGCCUUCAUCGUGUUUUGAAGUGACGAGCGGGCACCAGAAAUUGCUGAUGCUGCUAGACGAGCACGUGUUGAGAAUCCGAACCUUUGGAGACUUCGAUUUUGCUCACAAUCGCGGCAACGUGGAUCCUGUUUUUGCUGCUCGUUCCAUUCUUCGAGCGUGGCUCUUGAUGAGCGUUGGGGAAAAGGCUGCUGCAUCGAAUUGGUUAGGUGAAUGGCUCGGUGACCGCCUUGGUAUUCGCUGCGACCGAUGCCGUGUUCCAUCGCCUCUGGUAUCUCCAAAGGCUUCCACCCCGCGUUCAAAAAUUAGUGCGAAUGGUUCUGCAUUCGAGGAUGCUGAUACUUUUACUUCGAAUCGAGAUGAUCGGGGCAAACACUCUGAUGCUGCCAACCAAGACCGUUACGAAGAAUUUGGGUCUGCCAGCCAACAUGGGUUUGCUUGCGCAUCUCUUGCGAGAUCAUUGCUUUGGCCAAACGACUUGCCUACAACGGCAAUGUCGAAGCAAAAGGAUGGUGGUCCUCCCACGAACGGGGCCGAUGCAUUGCCACUAGCUGAUGCUAUGCAGUUUGAAACAAAACUGCUCCUAGAGCUUUGUCAAUCCUGUUUGGGAUUAGUCGAGUCGGUUCCACCCUCUAUGGUAGAAAUGUAGAAGUAAAUCUAGUUGGAGUAUUAAGUACUGAAACGUAUUUCACUGCAUUACGUUCAGAGUGAAAUAUUGUUUUUUAUUGUAAUGGUCAUCUUCGUACUAGUUCCUACAGUACGGAAGGGAAUGUCCAGGGUUGAAGUAAGCUGUAAACUCAAUCUCUUGAUCUUCAGUCUUCAGGUCGUUUUUUCUGCCACUGACCAGAUGCACUUCUAUGAUAUUCUGAUUUUUGCCAAAGUAUUCCAUGGAUUGUUCGAGUAGUAAUAGCACUACAAGUAGAAGUAAGUUCCUAACAGAACUUACAGAAACACGAGGUUAUUAGUUCGUAUCCUAUCGUACAGUGUGGCCUGAUAGUACGUACGUACUUCUACUACGUACCUCACCAGAAAAUCAAUUUGGCGGUCUGCGCUGUGAAAUGUUUUGGCAAGCGGAUGACGGACAGACUAUACUUUGCUAUCCUUUAUGUAUUGUAUGUACUAAAGUUCCCAUMGUACGGUACGGUACAAACUUUAAUUUUGAGUACGAGUGAGGAASACUACACCCAGGAGCUAUCUUUUCGGGAGUUGCCCCCCCGCCCGUUGCCAUACCGUACAGUACGACUACUUGGUACCCGUACAUACAUUAGUAUUGUAUCGUACUGUUAUUUGCUGUUGUACGAAGUACUGGGCUUCCACUAGUUUUUUCCAAUACACUAGAAACGGCAUCAUCAUCACCCUGAUGACAUCAAUUCAUGGAACAGUCCAACCCACAAUUCAAUCCAACUACCUCAUCGCAGAUUGCUUAGGGUCUUUGUCGCAUCUUUGCAUUUCUUUGUACCUCGCACCUAAACCUACUUCUCGCACAGUAAGAAAAGCGAGAAGGAGAAAGAUACAACGCCAUGUUUGCCUUGCGACGAACAACGAUAUCAGCAACCGUUGGUAGUACUGGCAGAAAGUCUUCGUUGUCAUCCCUCGUUUCGGUGACCGCUCCGGAUGAAACCAGGAGUGAGCAAUAUGAGGAUAGAAAGAAUGUGUUCCWAACCCUUUUCACGACCCGUUCGUUUUUUGCGGUGCCAUCACCACCGCAGUCCUCCGUCGACGUUCUGUCCAUCGCGACAGCCACUGCGGCCAACCAAUGGUCCUACUGUUGGAAGAGCAACUUCAGUUCAACAACAGCCCCGGCCUUUUCUCUUCUUGACCAACUUCAACAACCAAUGCUGUUGGAGACACUAUACAGAAAAGGAAUCUACCUCAUUAGUACCCUGAAGCGGAGGCGAAAGAUGAUGAACAAACACAAGCUUCGAAAGCGUCGCAAAAAGAAUCGAAUGAAAAACAAGAAAUAGAUAAUAUAGCCUGAAUGAAAAUAGACUGAAACCCAUGCAACACGUGCUAUUUUUACUGCAGCAAGGAUUCCAAAGAGUCUAUUGCUUAUCAACGAGUCUAGGAAAAGGGAAGAAGUACACAAAACAAUAGGACUUUGUCUCUGAUGAGUACAUGGGCACUAUCCAUGCGAAUGCACCCAUAGACUAGGACCCUCUAGUGCGAACAAGAAGCAGCUUUCAGAACACUAAAGAGCUAGAAAAAGCUAGAUCGAGCUCUCCCUUCGAUUGUACGACCCGCUCUAUCAUAAAUAGAGAAAAUAAACUUUUAUAUUGUGC
Messenger RNA from Pseudo-nitzschia multistriata, 8494 nucleotides. NCBI's taxonomy places the organism in Eukaryota, Bacillariophyta, Bacillariophyceae, Bacillariales, Bacillariaceae. The record is from the annotation of a GenBank genome assembly.